This is a messenger RNA of Anastrepha ludens (Mexican fruit fly), 5159 nucleotides long. RefSeq names its product ankyrin repeat domain-containing protein 13C. The record is from RefSeq and is a predicted model, not a curated record. NCBI's taxonomy places the organism in Eukaryota, Metazoa, Arthropoda, Insecta, Diptera, Tephritidae. Gene Ontology annotation, molecular function: protein binding. Gene Ontology annotation, cellular component: cytoplasm. The transcript has a single exon. The coding region runs from base 367 to 2034 and encodes 555 amino acids.
AGGUGCAACCCUGUUCUCUAUCAUCCUUGACGAUGGUCUAUGAAUUUGCCCUGAAACCAGCGCUGUCAAUUUUUUAAAUUAUUUCAUUAAAAUCUAUUACCCAUCGAGAAACAGCUGAGCAAAUGGGAGGGUAGAAAAUCCGAAGCAUAAUCAUAGAGAGUAAUAGCAACCCUGAAUACUUCAAACACGAAGUUGAGCAAAAAGCGGAAAGAUUCUGUUGUGGAAAUUCAAUAAUUUUAAGCAAAAGGAGUAUAUAAAUACUUAAUAUUCUAAUAAAGUAUAUAAUUAAUAGUCUAAUGAAUUGUAAGGAAUUUUAAUAUUGUGGAAAACCUACUGUAAGUGGUAAGCAUUUUCGCAAAAACAACAAUGUCGAAGGAAAAAGAAGAAAAACAAGAAAACAAACAAACUGACCAGAGCGCAGGUGGCAGCGGCAAUGGAAAAUUUGGAUUGAGUCCGGAAUCUGAUGGUAUUACAAGUUGUGGCGCAGGCCAUUGUAGUGCUGUUCAAGGAGCGGAAUAUAAAGAGCACAAAAAAACUGCGCUCGACGAGUCACCGCCUUCAGUAUCACCCGCGGUAUCACUAACACCGACUCCUACUCCGUCUCCAACUACUGACAAUCGGCGGGAAGGCAUGGGCGCCUGUUCAACAAACACACUUUGUCAGAAUGAAGAUUACGCAUUACACAAAAGUGUUUUUGAAGGCGAUUUUAAGCGAUUAGCACGACUUAUUCAACGAUCUCCAGCCGGUUGGCAGCCUCAAGAAAAAAUCGCCUGCAAAGAUAAGCACGGUAAUACACCCUUGCAUCUGGCUGUUAUGCUCGGUAGAAAGGAAUGCAUACAUUUGUUGCUCGCUCAUGGUGCGCCAGUUAAAGUAAAAAAUAAUGAAGGUUGGUCACCGCUAGCUGAGGCAAUCAGCUAUGGUGAUCGUCAAACAAUUUCGGCCGUGCUGCGUAAACUUAAACAGCAGUCCCGUCAGCAUAUGGAGGCUCGGCGUACUAAAUUAGUUCGUGCUCUUCAGCAAAUGAAAGAUUUUUACAUGGAGUUAAAAUGGGAUUUUGCAUCCUGGGUUCCACUAGUAUCACGCAUGUUGCCGUCCGAUAUCUGUCGUAUACACAAGUCAGGAGCAACACUUCGACUCGAUACGACAUUAGUAGACUUUAAUGAUAUGCGCUGGGAAAGAGGUGAUAUUUCUUUCAUCUUUCGAGGCGAUCGCCCGCCACAUGAAUCAUUGACGGUGUUAGAUAACGAAUAUGAAUGUUAUCAGCAUGUUCGAUAUGAAGAUGCAGAUAUCGAAGACGAAGUGGAUGUGCUGAUGUCCACGGACAUUUUAGCGGCCCAAAUGUCAACAAAAAGCAUACAAUUCGCUCGAGCACAAAGUGGCUGGAUUUUCCGCGAAGAUCGAAAGGAAUUGGUUAGUGGACAGUAUCAGUGCGACUUAUAUUCAAUACAAGGCCUAGUCCUGAAGCAAAGGAAAAGGCGGGAGCACCUUUCCCACGAAGAUCUUCAAAAGAAUAGAGCUAUUGUCGACUCGAUAACCCGAGGGGGUCGUCGAGCAAGCGUAACCAGCGCGAAUGGAGCAGGGGGAUCCAGUGGCGACUCAGCAAAUGGAUCCGCAACAGAAAUGUCACGAAGAAGCUCAUUGCAACCACCGAAUCCACCUACAGCUACAUGGGAGGAAUACAUUAAUGCGCCUGCCGGUAAGUGCCCCCAAUUGGGACGUCCACCAGUACAUAAACAAUCAAACAAAACUAUACGGGCCACGGUAGCUAUGAGUAAAGAUUUUCCGCUUAGUGUAGAAAUGCUGCUAAACGUGUUAGAGGUAAUAGCGCCCUUCAAACACAUAAAUAAAUUACGGGAGUUUGUUACAUUAAAAUUGCCCAGUGGAUUUCCUGUCAAAGUAGAGAUACCUGUGCUUCAUACUGUAACAGCAAAAAUAACAUUUCAAAAGUUUGAAUUUCGUGACAACAUACCAGAAACCCUGUUCGUCGUACCAUCGCAUUAUGUUGAAGAUGCACGUCGUUUCCCAGACUUAUGACCGGCGGCGCCUCCACAACAACAAACAGCGGACAGUGUUGAUUUGAACCGAAAUGCUACCAGCGAAAGCUCAAUACCUACUCCAACAAGCACUAGACCGAAGUCGCAUGCCAGUUUCGACGAAAUAGAUUAGUGUACAUACAUAUACAGAAAACCAAUGAGGAUCUACGAUAAUCGCAGUCAAACGUUAUCUCCGAGGAACUACUAAUAUGUAUUACAAGACUAUUAGUCGUCGUAUUAAUUGAGUAUAUUACGUUCAAAAUCAACAGGAUGUUUAAAGGAGAAUUGUAAAUACCCAAAUACAGAUUAUGGUGCAUUUAUACUGUUUUUCCGGCGGCUUUAUUAUGUAUUUUGCCCAAAGACAAUGUGUACCCAUAUGUGCGUAUAAAUAAAUACAUGCAUAUAUGUACACAAAUGGCAAAUGUUUGAAAAUACAUACAUAUAUUAAAUCCGUAUCCAAUCAUACUCCGUCGCGCCUUAUCAAUGAAAGGUAUAUAAUUUGGUUGAAUUAAGGAAUUGAAAUGCUGCUAGUAAAACGGUAAUUUUAAUUUUGACACUAUCUUCUGAUAUCAUUACUUGAUUUGCUGUAAUAAAGUGUAAUUUCACUUAUCGGAGUAUGUUAAGGCGCAACACAAGCAUUAAUAUUUGAUUAUGCCUGUGGCAUCAAGGCGUAUUCUCAAUUCAAACAUAGGAAGUUUUCGGUUUUAUGUCACUUGUGUUUUUUUGGUAAACCAAAAACUUGUUGUUGUUGUACGUAUAUACAUCUGACCAUAAAAAUACCAUUGGCUAUAGAAGGCAUAUCAGUUUAGUAUGACAUCAAAAAAAUAUUAGCACAUAAAUAUUAUAUUCAUGAAAGGCAUUAAAUAUUGUUAUAUUGUGUUAGUGUGUAUAUAUUGUUUGCCAUUACCAAUACAUGCAUGUUAUUUUAAUUUAUUGUCGCAAAUCAUAUUUAUAUUAUUACGCAAUUAGUUAAUUUUUCCGCAUAAAAUAUAAUAUUCACAUGUUGAUAAAAUGGAAAAUUCUGCUUAUCAUUCUCAUUGAUACGAGUUGACGCUAUCUAUAAAGCGUGUAUGUGUAUGUAUAUACUACUUUUAUGAUUUGUUUGCAGGCUGUAUUUCUUCAAUGCUAAAAAAUUAAUUUAACAUUAAAGAAAAGUGUGGAAUUGUAGGGGCUUUUAAUACUUUUUCAAAAAUCUUGUCGUUUAAGGUCAAGGUUAUGAUAGAUUUCACUUUUUCUGGACGUACAUAAACGUGUAUACAAUUAGAUGUAUAUGCAUAUGUUCAUUAUAUAUAUAUGUACAUACGUAUAUAGUUUAGUGCAUAUAUUUAAGAUGCAAUUAAAUCGUAAGCAUAAAAUUAAAUACCAUGGCUACAAAGGCUAAAUGUAGAACUUCACUGUUAGUAACUAGGUUACCCAGGAAACACCGUUCGCAAAACUUAAAAUUAAUAUAACUAGUUUAUUAAUACUUGAUAAAAAAUUAUUUAAUGCAUUCCCUAUUCUCAACUUGCGAAAAGCUAUUUGUCACAAUUUCGUAAUUUUUUUUUAUAAUCUAACCAAAGUUUUAUUAACUACAUUUCUGAUUAUAUACUAUAUGCUCAAUAUUUGAACUCUAAAAGUAUUUCAAUUGUUUUUUAGUUGAUCUGUUUUAGGAAAGUGUAUUUUAUUGAUGUAUCCUUGAAGAAAAUAAAUGUGUGAAAUAAUUAAUACAUGUUUUAAGAUUUUUCAAAAAAAAAAUAAUAAUAUGUAAAAUACUUCUCUGUGCGAACUGGUAGUCAAUUAAAUAUUAUGGUUGAUGCUUAACUUUAAUUUUAAUCCUAAAAGAUCUUUUGCUUAACUUAAUUUUUCAGCAUUCGUAAAUGUAUGCAAGUACAAUUGUUACCUUUGAUUGUUCGAAAUGUUUGAUGAAGUAAAAUGUCACUAUGAAUUAUAAAAGUGUGUCACAUUCAGUAAAUGCAUACAUUUGUAUCUUACCACGUCUUAGGUUCAGCUGUAGCAAAACAUAUAUAAAAGUUAUUUGUGCUAAUGAGCUAAAGAAAAAAACUCAAAUCAAAACAUUUACGUCCCAACUAGAAAAAAACUUUCUCUACAUAUACAUACCCGAAAAUAGAAAUUUGCAGUGCAACUAGAGCCUAAUGCACAUAUUUCGUGUUCAUGUAUUUAUGUGUUUUAUUGAGUUGCGCAAAAAAAUAAUUACAUUCAUCUUUCAAUGACACACAAUACAAUACAUAUACAUAUACCUAUAUACAUUUAUAAUAAAAAUUGUUGAAGUGCAAAACAGCUAAUAUAAAUUAAUGUAAGCAAGAGUGAUAAUAUUAAUUAAAAAAGUUUUAAUGGACCGGAAAAAAAUAUGAAAAAGAAAAAAGGAACUGGCUGCCAUACAUAUUUGAAUACUUGUACAUGUUGACAUUUGUUUAUUUAAACAAAGUCGAGUAACGUCACGUACCGCCUAAAAAUUCAUUACUAUUCUCACAAAACUACAAAAUGGCAAUGUGUUAUAUGUUUAUAUGUAAAAUAAGUACAUAUUAUACACUGACUACUAAAUUUAUAAAAAAAAUUAAAUUUUGUACUUAAAUAUAAAGGGCAGUGCUCAAUCACGGCUUUCAUAAGUAAAAUCACGUAAAUAGAUAAACUGAAAUCAUUACCACGUGCAUGCGCACUAUUUAUGUUAUGAUUAUAAAGAUAAUAGCGAAUAAAUGUUAAAGAAUUUGAUGGAAAACACAAUUUAUGCUUCGAUCACUGUUUAUAUAUCUUUUUUAAGGCAGUUAGCCUUUAUUUAUUAAGUGAUUUCGCAUUUUUAGUCAUUUACAUUUGUAAGUGAUUGCCCUAGGUUUCUUAUUGAAUAUUAUUAUUAUUUUUUGUUUAAUAUACAAUAAUAUAAACUAGUUGAGACGUUCAAUAUAAGAAAAAAUUUAGAUAAUUUCGCUUUUUAAAGAACUGUGUAAUCUUGAUCACUUUAUGACUACUAAUGUAAUGCUUAAUAUAUAGCUCUAUAAGUUCCAAACCAAAGUAAUAUCGUAACUUAUGUCUCAACAUCUAAAUGCCUUUCACAUUUUCAUUCAAAAUGUAACAUACAUAAAUAUUAUUUGUACAAUAGAAUUACAUAUAUCAUGCAAUAAAAUUAAUAAA